AUGAUCCCUCUGCGGCCCUCCCUGCUACGGAGGCCUCGAGAGGCGCUUCUAUGCUCAUGUUUGAAGCCCACUCUGUCCCCACAAAUCCGGGGCUUCCUAUCAUCCACGAAACGACAGCCCGGCAUCGCGGAUGAGUCUCCUUCGGGAUUUCACAAAUCAUAUUUCUCGGCGAAUCGACUAUAUGAAGGACCAGGCGCGAAAGGAAGCUUUGUCUCGUCACUUGCACCAACCAACGCGAGCAAGAACUUCAAUUUCAAGUCUCAAUCUCCCACCGAUCCUCCCGCAAGUCAAGCCGAGUCGCCCACAACAAUUGGAGCAGAAGCAAGCCCAGAGGAAUUACCGCACCGCAGACGCAAGCGCUUGAAGGAAGCGAACACCGAAACAAGCAAUGGCAGUGGAAACCCAGAGCAAAGCAUCCCGCUCGAUGCAUCUGCACAACUGUCGAACUUCUCUUCCGCACUCCCCACCACCUCCCUCCGUCGCAAGCUGGCGGCUUAUCUCGCCCUGACGAAACCUCGCCUAUCCUUCCUGAUCCUCCUCACCACCACCUCCGCAUACGGAAUGUACCCGAUCUCGUCCCUGCUCACCCUCGACCCGGCCAUGACCCCACUCCCUACCCUCUCGACCUCGACCCUGACCUUCAUCUACCUCACCGCGGGCACGUUCUUGUCAUGCUGCAGCGCAAACACGCUGAACAUGAUGUUCGAGCCGAAAUACGAUGCGCUGAUGUCCCGAACCCGCAAUCGCCCACUGGUUCGCGGGCUCGUUUCGCGCCGCGGUGCUCUGUUUUUCGCGAUUGGAACCGCAGUGACUGGCCUGUCACUCCUCUACAUUGGCACGAAUCCUACCACUACGGCUCUGUCUGCCGCGAACAUCUUCCUAUAUGCUUUCGUCUAUACCCCAUUAAAGCGAAUCCACGUCGUGAACACCUGGGUCGGCGCGAUCGUCGGUGGUAUCCCACCCCUGAUGGGAUGGAUUGCGGCAGCAGGUCAGACCGCCACCAUUGGCCACGAUAACUGGCGCGAUAUGCUAUUCAGCGAAGGCAGCAUUGGUGGAUGGCUGCUCGGUGGAAUUUUGUUUGCUUGGCAAUUCCCCCACUUCAACGCUUUGUCCCACCUCAUUCGUGAUGAAUACAAAGCUGCCGGAUACCGGAUGAUGGCUUGGGUGAACCCUGCUCGCAAUGCCCGUGUCUCACUCCGCUACUCUCUCCUGAUGUUCCCUAUCUCCAUUGGUCUCUGGUGGUACGACGUUGUUGGGGCUGGCUUCCUGGUUCCUAGCACCUUCGCCAAUGGUUGGCUGGUGCGCGAGGCGUACCGCUUCUGGCAGCAUCAAGGUGCGAAUGGAACUGCACGCGGUCUGUUCUGGGCCAGUAUCUGGCAAUUGCCUAUCCUGCUUGUUGGUGGUCUUGUCACCAAGAAGGGCUUAUGGGACGGUGUUUGGAGGAGUAUCUUCGGGCACCCAGAUGAGGACGAUGAUGAAUAUUUGUACUACGAGGACGAAGAAGAGCUUGAGGGCGAGAACUCCCAAGGCCAGAACUCUUUAUCCCGUACAUCAUCUCGGACAAGCAAAUUGUCCACUACUUGA
Molecule: messenger RNA, 1584 nt
Organism: Penicillium salamii
Lineage: Eukaryota; Fungi; Ascomycota; Eurotiomycetes; Eurotiales; Aspergillaceae
Source: the annotation of a GenBank genome assembly